AUGUGGUCAUGUUUGACAUAUUUGACAUUCCACAAACUUGCGAAAUCGUGCGUGUUUGCGUUUUGAUUAUUGUUAUUUUUCUAUAAAUGAAUUAAAAAUGACGAAGAAACGAAAGUUUAACCCAAAGGCUACUGAGCCGCAAAAACACGCACCAGUAGAAGUCAUCGUAGAAGAUGUUACUAACCACCCAAUGUGUCUUCACGGUCCUACACUAUUGUUUUCGUCGGAGAAGGGCCGAUACUUCGCGUGCGCCUCAUGCAGGGAUAAAAAAGAGUGUACGGUACACAUCGAGGAAGACGAGUGGAAGAAGGAAGGCGUCCGAAAACGUAAUGAGAAAUAUUACAACUUGAUUCCUAAGAUUGAUAAAGCGGCGGCUUGGAGUAACUUGAAUGAGGUAAAGUCCCGUCACCCGUCAGACAGAGCGUACUGCGAUACGUGUAAAGAGCUGUAUCUACUGUCGCAGAGUAAGAAGCACUCAAACCAUCGAGUUAUCACGCCGUUGACGGACGAACAGUUACAGCACCCCUCGAGUUGGCUGCCGGCUCUUGAGAAUGAUACGGUGGAGGCACAGUAUAUAUUUACGAAGAAGUCUGUCAGCUGCGUGCUGGGGAUAUUGAGGAAUAAUAAUAUUAAAAACAUCCUCUGUAUCGGCACUCCAUCCAUCCACGAGGCUGCCCAAGCCCACCCAGACUUUAACUCUCUUUUGCUCGACUAUGACACUCGGCAGAGACUCUUCCACGCUCCCAACAAGUACCUCUGGUACAAUAUGUUCAAUAACUAUCUCUUAAACGGGAAUGAAGACGAGAAAGUGCUUAAGAAAUUCUUCAAGAGUUCUAAAGACGGAGGUCUAUGCAUAGUAAUGGACCCGCCAUUCGGAGGUCGCGUCGAGCCGCUCACGCACACACUGAAAGAGCUAUCAGCCACAUUCAAUAAAUUAUCUGAUAAAGAGUCCACCGUGCCCGUCAUUUGGGCCUUCCCGUAUUUCUCGGAGCCGUAUAUAAGGAACAUUAUGCCUGAGAUGAAAAUGCAUGAUUUUCAGGUCGAAUACGAAAAUCACAAGAAAUUCAAAAACAAAGGCAAGAAGCUUGGCUCACCCGUCCGUUUCUUCACCAACCUACCACUCGCUACCAUAGACAUGUCCAACGAUUCCAAUUAUAAACUCUGCAGCAAAUGCAAGUACUGGGUACUGGCCAGCAACAACCAUUGCAAUAAGUGCGGGGAAUGUACCAGCAAGAAUGGCAUGAGGUACAAGCACUGCAAUAAAUGCGAGAGGUGUGUGAAGCCUACGUAUUCCCACUGCGAGACUUGCGGGCGCUGCUGCCUUGAAAAACACGUGUGUGGCCUCGUCGUAGAGUCACAGUCAUGUUACAACUGCCAGGAGAAGGGCCACAAGCAAUCUACGUGUCCUCUGCUCCAAGAUGGACCCCAAAAGAAGAAGAAGAAAAGGAAACACGCUUGAAGGCAUUUCAGCACUUUCAGCAGGCAAUACCUGUAAGGCAUAAGUACUACUGAGUAUUUUGCUUUUACGUGUGGACUGUAAGAAUAUAUAGUUACUAAAUAAAUAAUCAAAACAUA
This is a messenger RNA of Cydia pomonella (codling moth), 1575 nucleotides long. Its product is annotated as rRNA N6-adenosine-methyltransferase ZCCHC4. Bases 98 to 1459 code for a protein of 453 amino acids. Gene Ontology annotation, molecular function: zinc ion binding; rRNA (adenine-N6-)-methyltransferase activity; nucleic acid binding. Gene Ontology annotation, cellular component: cytoplasm; nucleolus. Gene Ontology annotation, biological process: rRNA methylation. The transcript is spliced from 7 exons. NCBI's taxonomy places the organism in Eukaryota, Metazoa, Arthropoda, Insecta, Lepidoptera, Tortricidae. The record is from RefSeq and is a predicted model, not a curated record.